Messenger RNA from Protopolystoma xenopodis, 621 nucleotides. The record is from the annotation of a GenBank genome assembly. NCBI's taxonomy places the organism in Eukaryota, Metazoa, Platyhelminthes, Monogenea, Polystomatidea, Polystomatidae.
AUGGGCGAAGUUUUUUAUUCGAUAUAUGAACAGGAACAGGAGCAGGCAGCUACAGAAACAACAACUAAGGUCACUAGCAUCGGGAAGCUCAAGGCUCCUGGAUCCUUGGCAGAGAAGUCGAAUGCUUACUCACAUCUCCAAUCACAGCAGAAUUCGAAACCACACUUGUCACAUUCCUCGCUCAUGCCCUCCUCUACGCCUCGUGUUCCUGGUUCCACGCCUCGAACUCUAAUGAACAGUGUCCAGGAGCCUAGUCAGCUAACAGCUCAGAAAGAUUCCGCUUAUGCCUCCAGCGUUUACGUGAUGCCGUCUGCAAUUCAAAAGCCAGAGAAUAAAUCUAUCGUAGCUGACGAUCUAUUUGCCCGAGUUGUCGAGAUAUGGGCUGUUCACUUGUCUAAAAUUAUCUUCGACAUGACACACAAGACUGCUGUGCCAGAGGGUCUUGGCGCUGUGGUCGCUGAAAUCACGCAGGAGGUCAAAGAAUCGCUGGGUAGCUUCUUGUCUCUGCAUUUGGUUAGGCAUGUACACCUCUUUAGUCUAAUCUUAGAUCACAUAAGUAGCGAAAUUGGAUUUUUAAACAAAGGAGCAUCGCAUCACAUCGCCAGGUUUCAGAGAGUCUAG